This is a messenger RNA of Labrus mixtus (cuckoo wrasse), 5149 nucleotides long. It is a transcript of the gene sema3fa, whose product is annotated as sema domain, immunoglobulin domain (Ig), short basic domain, secreted, (semaphorin) 3Fa. The coding region runs from base 427 to 2811 and encodes 794 amino acids. NCBI's taxonomy places the organism in Eukaryota, Metazoa, Chordata, Actinopteri, Labriformes, Labridae. Gene Ontology annotation, molecular function: semaphorin receptor binding; chemorepellent activity. The record is from RefSeq and is a predicted model, not a curated record. Gene Ontology annotation, biological process: positive regulation of cell migration; negative regulation of axon extension involved in axon guidance; negative chemotaxis. The transcript is spliced from 19 exons.
AUGGGUGUGUCCACUACUACCGGAGGAUCUCAGUGUAUCCACCUGCAGAAGCCGCUUCCCGGCACUACACACUUGAGCGUCGCUUGCGCACGGGAGAAGCUGGGCUGUUACUCGUCUCCAGGAACAACUCUUUGUUUUUAACCUCCUUCAGUGGGAAAUACGGACUCUUUUGAUGCGAUUUAGAGCUCACUUCAAGUUAAAGCGGCCGUGUCAAGUUAAUUUAAAUCCAAGCUUUGUUUGGCUGUGGGAUAAUCGUGCAGGAUCUGCCGCGGAUACACUGAUACUCCAGCGUGCGGACGGAGGAGCUCAAAGGAUCUGGGUGGAUGGUUUUAAAUGUUUAACAGCUUCAUCACCACAGUAUUCACUGGACGUAACUAAAGGCUCCUGUGCUCUUCCUCCUCUCCGCUGUUAACACACAGAGGGAUAAUGUGGGACAAACUGUGCUGGCUGCUGGCCCUGCUGGCCCUAACGUCUGGGGCUUUGCCGUCCUCCAUCGAGCCCCUGUCUGCUCCCAGGAUUUUCCUCUCCUUCAAAGAGUUAAAGUCUACUGGCACUGCUCACCACUUCUCCUUUUUGCUGAACUCGACCGACUAUCGGAUCCUUCGCAUGGAUGAGGACCACGACCGCAUGUAUGUGGGCAGCAAGGACUACAUCCUCUCUCUGGAUCUGCACGACAUCAACAAGGAGCCACUCAUAAUCCACUGGCCUGUGCCCCCUCAGAGGAAGACUGAAUGUGUGUUAUCAGGGAAAGACACUAAUGGGGAGUGUGGAAACUUCAUCCGCCUGAUCGAGCCAUGGAACCGCACCCACCUGUACGUUUGUGGAACUGGUGCUUACAACCCCAUCUGCACCUAUGUGGACAGAGGACGAAGGUCACAGGGGUCCCACUACCUACAGGCACCCCAAUCUGGAGGGAGAACGAGUCGGGCAGCAGACUACAGCACUACAUCAGAGCCUUUGGAGGCGAAGGAAUACAUUUUCCGACUUGAACCUGGAAAAGUGGAUUCUGGGAAAGGAAAGUGUCCUUUUGACCCCAAACUUAACAGCGUGUCUGCUUUGAUCAAUGGCGAGCUGUAUGCGGGGGUCUACAUCGAUUUCAUGGGAACAGACUCCGCUAUCUUCCGUACGCUGGGGAAGCAGACAGCCAUGAGGACAGAUCAGUACAACUCCAGAUGGUUAAACGAUCCCACAUUUGUCCACGCACACCUCAUCCCAGACAGCGCUGAGAAGAAUGAUGACAAGCUCUACUUCUUCUUCCGGGAGAAAGCCUCUGAGAUGGGCCAGAGUCCCAUGACCCAGUCCAGGAUUGGGCGGAUCUGCCUGAACGAUGACGGUGGACACUGCUGUCUGGUCAACAAGUGGAGCACGUUUCUUAAAGCUCGACUCAUCUGCUCAGUGCCAGGAGCUGACGGCAUUGAGACACACUUUGAUGAACUGAGGGAUGUUUAUAUUCAGCCAACUCAAGACACCAAGAAUCCUGUCAUCUAUGGAGUCUUCUCAGUUUCCGGAGCCGUGUUCAAGGGCUCGGCUGUGUGCGUUUACUCCAUGGCCGACAUCCGCAUGGUCUUCAACGGCCCCUUUGCACACAAGGAGGGGCCCAACUACCAGUGGGUGGCUUACACUGGGAAGAUCCCUUAUCCACGACCUGGCACUUGUCCUGGAGGCACUUUCACCCCCAACAUGAAAUCCACAAAGGAUUACCCAGAUGAGGUGAUCAACUUCAUGAGAAACCACCCCACCAUGUACAAUGCUAUAUACCCAGUACACAAGCGCCCCCUGGUGGUCAGAACCAACGUGGAUUAUGAGUUCACCACCAUAGCUGUAGAUCAGGUGGCAGCUGCAGAUGGAAACUACGAGGUGCUCUUCCUGGGAACAGAUCGGGGGUCAGUCCAGAAAGUGAUCGUCCUGCCCAGAGAUGACCUGAUAACAGAGGAGCUGGUCUUAGAGGAAGUCGAAGUCUUUAAGGUUCCAACAUCAAUCACCACCAUGAAGAUUUCAUCCAAACGACAACAACUGUAUGUGGGCUCGGUGUUGGGGGUGACCCACCUGGCUCUGCAUCGCUGUGACGUGUAUGGGGAGGCGUGUGCUGACUGCUGUCUGGCCAGAGACCCGUACUGCGCCUGGGACGGCAAAUCCUGCUCAAGAUACUCCAACUCUCAGAAGAGAUCUGACCCCUCUAGACGGAGCCGUCGGCAGGAUGUGAAGUACGGCAACCCGAUCCGCCAGUGCAGAGGUUAUAACUCCAACACCAAUAAGAAUACUGUGGAAUCAGUUCAGUACGGGGUGGAGGGCAGCACUACGUUCCUGGAGUGUCAGGCCAGAUCUCCUCAUGUGUCUCUAAAGUGGCACCUGCAGAAGGAAAACAGCGACAGGAGGAAAGAGAUCCGCUCAGAGGGCCGCACGCUGAAAACAGAACAGGGUCUUCUGGUCCGUUCCCUGCAGUCAUCUGACAGCGGGAUCUACCAGUGUACAUCCACGGAGAAAAACUUCAAACACACUCUCGUCAAACUGCAACUCGUGGUCCUCUCCAGCCGCACAGUCAACAACGUGUUGGUGGAAACGGGCAGCCCGGCCCUCCCACCGCUGCAGUCCAGUGCCUGGACACCUAGUGUGGGUCAGUACAAAGACCUGCUGACCAUCCUGAGCCAGCCAGAGAUGGGUCUGAUCAAUCAGUACUGCCAGGACUACUGGCAGCUCGGCGAGGGCAGCCUUGGGGACAACAAAGCCAAAAGCCUGAAGGAGCUGAAAGAACAGAAGAAACCUCGCAACCGUCGGCAUCAUGACGAGCAGACGACUCCAGCUGAGACAUGAGGAGCUGUAUUUACACCUUAUCAUAUUCAAAAACCACCUGUCUACCUUUUCACACCUCCUCCCGAACACUGCAACUCUCCAUUUAGGGAAAGACUCCAGAUAGAAAAAUGAAAUUAUCAUAAAGGAUGACUGCAACCAAAAGCAACAGCAUCAAACAUGAAAAUACACGAUAUUUAUUGUAGGCUGUAAAAAGUAAUUCUUUGUACCUAUCUAGAAAACAUGUUUUUUUGUGAAUAGGUAAAUCUGUGCAAAUAUUGUUGUUAUUAUAAUGUUAUUGUUAGUGUUCUAGUGUAGAUUCAAAUGUGUUUUUAUGUUGAGAAAAUCUUUAUGUUUGGUGUUUUUGAGAAACAGCAACCACAACCCAGGACAUUGGAAGUAUCCACAUAUGGACAAGGACAGAAAGUGUUUGAGGAGGCCAUGUUGGAUCACAUGACCCUUCGCAGUAUCAACUGUCAAAGUUGGAAGUGGAGUCUCCUGUUAAACUCUCAAACUUCCCUUAACUAACUCACCUGAACUCUUAACUAUAGAGCAGACAGUGUUUGUAUAUUAACUGCAUCAUACGAGCUGCUGACAGAGGGAUUACUGCAUUUCUUGGGACAUUUGUGGCUAAAAGAAAUGCACACAGACUGAAACUGUGACAACGUGUCACUAUCAAACAGUCUCAUUUUCAUAAAAGUUACCUGUGUGGCAGGUAAGACGUCUCUCCUUUAUGUUGUGGUCCAGCCCGGAUUAAAGUAACGAUGGUACAUCACCCUGAUUCUUCCAAAAAUCUGUUGCUGCCAAUUGUUUGUUUAGUUUCUAUGUGAAUAUCACAUCUCAAUGUUGUAUCCUAAACAAACGUGAUCUUUGUGAUAAGCUGUUUUUUUUUUUGUUUUUUUUUCAGGGUAAGGGUCUUUGAACGAGACAAAAGCUGAAAAUAUAACAUUGCCUUCUCUUUUCUUGUUUUAGAAAAGAAAUUCCAGCAGGCAGCUAAAUGUGAGUUUGUGACAGUUUGUGAUUUAAAAAAAAAAAGAGUCAAGCACCUUCUGUUGUCAAAAUGGUACUCAUGAUAAACAGUGAACACUUCACAUGUAAAUGUGGCAUUUGCAGUAUAUUCAUAUAAGGCAUGCAGUUUGAAUGCUCAGAGCAGGGGCUUGUCUAGGGGUGGCCUGGAGUGGCAUUCCACACCUACCUUGAGAUUAGAUUUUCCAACCCGGUUGCUCCCCUUUAAUAUUAAAUUAUGAUUAGCUAAAUGUCCUUCCAGAGACUGGACUUAAGUCUUUUUGGAGUCCUUAUUAUAUUAUAUUCUAUUUUCUAUUUUUUUUUUUUUUUUUUUUUUUAAUUAAAAAAAAUACUAUUCACAGAAAUGUCACGACUGUACGACUAUACGGUUUAAAUGGUAGAGGGAUAAAUGGUUAAUAAAUGCUAUUCAGAUUUAUGUGUGAGCCUACACAUAUUUCAGGCCACCCCUGCAUAAUUCAGAACCACAGGUCAGCCCCCCCUGCCAAAAAAGUCUGGACACACCCCUGGGUUUGAAUUUUUUUAAGCUUAUAAUGUAUCCAAGGUUUGCAUUCCUGACAGUUUUAUUCCAAACUUUGGUUUCACUGACGUCAAGUGAAUAUUAAUCAUGCAAUAAAGUCUCCACUCCUGUUACAGUAGAUAGCAGCUACAUAUUUGCAGCACUUGGGAAUAGACUACUUUGAUCAGUGCUGGUUAACAGCGGAGCUCUCAAAGCUACUUUUCUGUCAUUCAAACACAGUGCCAUACUGCUAUCGUACAUGCCACAUGCUUCAUAAGGAACUGUUUGUACUGAGCAACUUCCAUACUGUAAAAUGUUAGAAAAAUGUCAUAAAUACAACCACUAAUGAGCUAAAGACCACUACACCUGAAGAGAAACAACAUGUAUACCAAAAUCUUCAGAGGGUGGCUUUUCAUUGUGCAUGGCAUGUACAGUGUAUGUAUACAGUAUUUGUCUAAAAUACUAUGUUGCCGUGGAUGUCAGUGAAUGUCUUUCAUGUUGUGGGAAUAUGGAUAAACUACCAGUGCAAGAAAGAGGUGCUCAUCCUACAACUUAUUGUGGGACUAAGUACGGAAAGGUCAGAAUAUGAUUUCAUCUCUCUCUCUCUCUCUCUCUCUCUCUCUCUCUCUGUCGCAUUCUCAGCAGAUUUGUAUAUUAUUUCAAACACGUGCAUCUAUUUUAUUUUCUCUGUUUGGUAGACUUUACUAUGGUUCAUUGAGGUAAAGUAACGUAUGAAAUAAUGCACAGUCGAUGUUAUUGUUAUGACUUGUAAAAAAUACUAUCUUUUCUUCCUCAUCAAUGUUACUGACUAAUAAAUUAAAGCUCUAUAUUUUAUAAUAA